This is a messenger RNA of Venturia canescens, 778 nucleotides long. RefSeq names its product ATP synthase, subunit D (gene ATPsynD). The transcript has 3 exons. The coding region runs from base 108 to 623 and encodes 171 amino acids. Gene Ontology annotation, biological process: proton motive force-driven ATP synthesis. Gene Ontology annotation, molecular function: proton-transporting ATP synthase activity, rotational mechanism. Lineage: Eukaryota; Metazoa; Arthropoda; Insecta; Hymenoptera; Ichneumonidae. The record is from RefSeq and is a predicted model, not a curated record.
ACGGAAAAACCGGAGGGAGGAAGACUGUUCUUCGGCGAACCCGAAGGAUCGUGCUCAGUUUUUCUCGGAGUAGUUCUCCUUAAUUCGACGUAAAAAAUAUUAUAAAAAUGUCUCGCCGCGCGCUCAAAGGAAUAAAUUGGUCGGGUAUCGCUGAGAGGCUUGGCGAAGGAGACAAAAAUAUCUAUGCCAGCUUUAAAUCACGAUCUGACCAAUAUCUUCAAAGGGUCAUGUCCCUUCCAGAACAGCCUGUUAAAAUUGAUUGGGCCUAUUACAAGCAACAUGUUCCAGCAUCUGGAAUGGUAGAGAAAUUUCAAAAGGAAUACGAAGCUCUGAAGGUCCCCUAUCCACCUGAUAAUUAUACUGCACAGAUUGAAGCUGAAGGCCAAAAAGUUCUGGAUGAGGUCAAGGUUUUCAUUGAAGAGUCCAACAAGCGCAUAGUCGAGUUCCAAGCUGAAGCUGAAAAAGUACGAGCAUCUUUACCGAUCGAAGAGAUGAAUAUGGAAGAGUUUGCUGAAGCUUAUCCCGAACAUGCUAUAAAUAUUGAUAAGCCAACGAUUUGGCCUCACAUCCCGGAAGAACAACCCGGAGAUGAGCCAGAGCCGAUACCUAGAGAAGAGCAUUAAUGGAUCACUACCAAGUUGUAGUCUGUAGAUUCAUUCUACACAGAAAGAACAUUAAAAGAAUAUAAAAUGGUACUCAGUUAUGCAACAUCAGAUUAUCAAUAAUGCAUCUCUGUUGAAUUUUUCUGAAUAAAAAAUGAUCAAGGUGCACUCAUUGA